AUGGUUUUGAUUCACUACCUCGGGGUCCUGUCGGCCGUCGCGCUCGGCCUGGUGAAGGCGCAAAACAUCUCUGCUGAUACUUGGCCUCAUCCCACAUAUCCUCAUUGCGAACCUGAGACGAUCACCAAGACCAAACUUGCAACGACGACAGUCUACGGUACCACCACAGUCUUCGCUACUGUUUCGUUUGGCAUCACAGUGACAAAGAAAGUUCCUGUUACCACCACUGUCAGCCGUAAAUACACAGUGACAGAGAAGGAGACUAAAACCGCCACUACUACUGUUAGUCACGGAUAUACAGUGACGGACGAAGAGACUGUUACCGCCACUGUUAGUCACGGCUACACGGUAACAGACGAGGAUACUGUUACCGCUACAGUCAGUCAUGGAUACACGGUAACGGAUAGUGAAACUAUCACCGACACCAUAACCACGACUUACACAUCACUUGUUCCCACGGUCACCACCACCACUUACACAUAUUCCACUACGAUCCCGACCACGAUCAUAUCCGACAGAACCUUGAUCACCACCGAGUACAGCACGUCAGUUUAUACUACCGUCUCUACUUAUACGACGAGCGUCUUGUCUACGUUCACCGACACCUUAACAGUAACGGAGAUUUCCGUCUCAGUGUCGCCAACCACAGAUACGGCGACGGUGACAGCGACAGAGAUUUCCGUCUCAGUGUCGCCAACUACAGAUACGGCGACAGUGACCGCGACAGAAAUUUCCGUCUCGGCGUCGCUAACUACAGAUACGGCGACGGUGACCGCGACCGAGGAGACUACGGCGUUUGUCACUCUAAUCUCUACCACUACAUUCAUUACUACCUCAGAGAUAACGAUCACCGACUCGGUAGUUAGCACGGCGACCUUCACGACGACGGAGGUGAUAACCAUCGUGUCGCAAACCACGUUUAUUGUGCCUCCGACGACGACAACGGCAACGGUGACUACUACCGCGAGCGUCUGUGCCAUUCCAUCCCAACCACCUAGCUUAUCCGUGCCAUACGAUCCCCGGUCCAACUUGACCUGGGGAUGCUUUCCCGGAACCGUGUGCUCUCCUCCCAAGCCACCUGGGUGUCGCGUAUGGGCUCAGGCGCCGCCCGAGACAUAUGUGUGCGACAACCAGGCGUACUGCAUCCCCUCUCCACCCUGGACCCCGGUUACGUGGGAAUCUGAGACGGGAUACUACCCCCCGACGGAGGGCUAUUUCAAUCUUGUGCCGGAAGCGUUCGGAUUGAGCUACGGCAUCUUCGAUAUUGAAGAAUAUGUCAUAACUACUAUCACGGCCCCGAAAAAAACUUAUACGACCACUUACGCAACCGGAAACUGGGAGUCGCAGUCGGAUUUGACGGACUGGACCACUACAACGUCAGCGCCAGCCCGCACGACCGCGCUGGCUCCCCGAAUGUAUCAAAAACACGCCGCUCUUAGCAAGAGGGUACCCACGAUACCGGCAAGAUGCUACGCCACGUGUAACAACGGGUUCCGUGAGGCGCAACGGGUCGGCAAGGAUCCUAGGCUCUGCGACCAGGACUCCGCCUUCAUGAAUUAUUACCGCAACUGCCUGUUGUGCGCCGCGGAAUCAGAUGACUGGGUAGACCCAUCGCGCACACAUGCCGCGACUGAGAUGCGGCAAUACCUCGGUUUUUGCGAAGCUCGUGACGCCACGCCAGAGCCGGGUACGACACCCGAGGCCGAGUUGGGGACUUCCAGGGAGGCGACCACGUUCCCCGGGGGCGCGCCCAACAGCAAUACCGGCGUGGCCACGCAGUCGCCAACCUUCCCGUCGAGGACGGUCGAGAUCUCGUCCACGACGAGCCCGCCGACAACAAGUACGCCGACGAGUCCGCCGACAACAAGUACGCCGACGACGCGCCCCGGCAACCUAACGACCUCGCCGACUGUCACGGCGCCGACGACGAUCGCGACGGCCGGCGCGCGGGCCGUCUUCGUCGGCGGGGUGGCGUCGACCUCUGUGCUGGCGCUCGCUGCGCUGCUACUCUUCUUCUAAGGGGAGGGGGGCCGAAGGGGGCGCUUUCGCCUGUAAUGUUUAGACGUCGUGUUCCGAGAAGAGAGCGAACUAAACCUAAA
Molecule: messenger RNA, 2099 nt
Organism: Durotheca rogersii
Lineage: Eukaryota; Fungi; Ascomycota; Sordariomycetes; Xylariales; Xylariaceae
Exons: 2
Coding region: 1-2019 (672 amino acids)
Source: RefSeq, a predicted model, not a curated record